AUGCACUGCUGUGUGAGAGUGUUUCUGUGCCUCUUAGAGACAGAUUAAAGACAGAGGAAAGACGCAGCGUGAGGAAGACAGAGGACAAGAAGGAGUACGACUUAGAGGGUAAAGUUUUCUGUGGACUCUCCACCUCCAAGAUGUCCAAGUUUGGGAAGUCAAAGGAUACCAGCACCAAGGCCUUGUCCAAGAUGAGCAGCACGAAGGCCAGACAAGUUGCCGCGCUGGUCGCCCAGAUGCAGGCGGAUUCUGACCAGGUGGCCACAGACAUCCUCCGGGCUGAAGGCAUGCUGGCAGUGGAUGAAGAAAAUGACAAAAAAGAGCGCGCCUUUCAGCAUCAGGAGGAGAUAAAACUUAUAUUGGGCGAUGCAGAGGGCCGGGUGAGGGACCUCUUCCUGAACCUUGGCACCCUCAAGACAUAUAAGGACCCACAGGCAUCAAAAAUAGAGGAUGACAUCUCUAACCUUCACUCCCGAUGGUCAGAGGACACAGCUGCUUAUGUAAGGCUAUAUGAGCAAAUUGAUGACGUGUCUCUGAUGCCCAGAAUCGACUGGGCUCCUGUUUUCACCCAGAAGCAAAAAGCGCUGAGCACAGAGGAGUACGGCCCCACCAUGGAGGACCUGAAGAAGCAGAUUGCUGCUCACAGCAUUUUGCAGAAAGAGCUGGAGGCUUACAGCUCGCAGCUCCGCCCUAGCUCUGCUGGCAGCAAGGAGCAAUAUACCAUAUACAAGAGGCAAUAUAACAACAUGCUGGAAAAAUCCAAAUUGCGCCACCAGUACCUGGUCAGCCUCUAUGAGUACAUGCAGGGCUGCAACAAGGAGCUGAAAUUCCUGGGAGAAGAGCAGGACAAGGUCAAGAAGCAGGACUGGAGCGAUCACAUGGAGGAUCCACCUGACAUUCGCCGGCAGUAUGAGCAUUUCAAGAACAACAGUCUUUUGUCCCACGAGAGCGACGUGAAUAAGCUGCAAGAUGACGGUGACACGCUCAUUGAAAUGCAACACCCCGCCAGCAGCACAAUUGAGGCCCAAAGAAAUGCUCUAAGAAGCGAGUGGCAGAAGUUCCUGAAUCUCUGCAUUUGUAAAGAAGCGCAUCUGGACAAUGUGGAGGAAUUCACAAAGUACCAAAUGGACACUGAGCAGCUGUCAGAGACACUGAGUCAGCUCAACAGCACCCUGGAUCCAAAGUCUGUCAGCAAGAAGGGUAAAUCCGACAUGCUGCUGGAGCUUCAGGGGGAGGAGAAUACAGUGAAGAACUCUGAGCAGCUACUGGCUGACCUAAGAAGACGGAGUACAAACAUCCCUCCUCUUAAACUACGUCGCGUUACCCCCAACAAACCCAUCACAGUGGAGUCCCUAUGUGACUGGGAAACAGACAAGGACUCACUGUCAAGAGGGGACAAAUUUACCCUGAAAUCUUUCUCUGACAAUGAGAACUGGAAUGUUAUUUCAUCUAGUGGAGCAACUAAAACCUUCCCAGGAGUUUGCUUCCAGAUUCCUCCUCCUGACCCAGAUGCCAUUGAUAAAGUUAACCUUUUGGGUAAUGAGCUGGCAGACAUCAAGAAAAGGAGAGCAGCUCUGGAGGCGUCCCUGAAGAAUCACAAGUCAGACGUCUCUAAAGUUCAACAGUCAGCUCCGGUUUCCUCGGCUCCACUGGACCCCAAAGCAGCCGCCCUGGCUCAGCAGCUGGAGCAGCUGGAUGCCGAGCUGGCCAACACGGAGGAGAGCAUGCUGAGCAGCAUGCGAACCCCGGUGAGCCGCAGCGAUCCGAGCAGAGAUCUGGCCAGGAAGCUGAAGGAGCAGGAGCAAACUGCCAAGACGCUGCAGGCUCUGGAAGAGCAGAGAGCGCAGGCCGGCCAGCAACUCUCCUCAGGACUGCCGCUCAAGUAUGACAAUUUAGCUGCCCUGACGGACCUCUACAGGAAAAAGACAAAUGCAUCUCUCAACCUGGAGAAUCAAAUAAACAAGGUGGAUGGUCUUGUCUCCGGAUUUGAAAGAAACCUUAGCGUAGAUGGUCCAAUUCCUGACAUACCAAAUGCGAUUCAAACCCGAGCUCAGGACAUUCAGCGCCAGCGGCAGUCUGUGGCAGCAGCCCAAGACGACAUGAAGAAACUGAAUCAGGAUCUGGAGAUCACUGAGAAGUUGUGCAGCUCCCUGCAGCAAGACUACCAGGAGUACUGCCCUGACAUCCAACGCCAGAGGAACGAAGUCAAACAGCUGCAGAGUCGCUACGCGAAUGUUGCCAACCAGCUGAAGGAAAGGGAGAACGUGUUACAAGAAGCUUCAGCUACGCACAAGGACUUUCAGAACACAUGCCAAUCCCUCAAUUCCUUCCUGGACAAUCUGCCAACAAAUCAAAUAAACUCCAAAGAUGAUUUGUCUCAGAUCACUGCCAAGCAGAGCUCCCAAAAGAGAGUGGUGGAUGAUCUAAAGCGGAAGGACGAGGACAUGGACAGAGUGGCUGACCUCUCCCAUGACCUGCAGAAUCUGCUCAAUGAGUAUGAAGCUGAUGUUGACAGAUACAAUGGUACACUUGAAGAAGCUGGAACACCUGUUCCAAAAAAGACAGAAAUGCUCACACUCUGUGAAGCUGUUGACAAAGAGGAAAAAAAUCUGGCAAAGCGUUAUGCAGAAGCAAAAUCAGAAAACAUUCAACGCCAAAAACAGAUGGACUUGGCUAAGAAUUUAAUUUUGCAAGGUGAAGACAAGGUUCAGAUGGUGGCACAGCAACAGGUGCAGCUUGAAAGCCAGCAAAAAAAUGUCUUUGAGUUAGACAGCCUGAUUAAGGAACUAGAGGAAGAGAAGGAGAGGACAGCCCAUGUUCAGACUGAGCUCAAAACCUUCAAAAGCAGAAUGAUGUCACUUAAGAGCCGCAGAGGAGUGGAACGCCUUGAAGAGAGAGAAGUACUGCAGUACUACCGGGAUCCUAAACUGGAAACUGAUCUGGCUGACUUGAAAGACAUACUCAGUCAAGAGACCCUGAAGCGCAGCACCACCCAGACACAGGUUGAGAACAUAAACAAGAAAAUUAUAGUUCUUGAGGACACCAUUAAAAGCGCACCUCCAAAACUGCUGACUAGAGAAGUGACUGAAUUUGAAAAAGAUCCACAACUGGAUGUAGAGGCGGCCAAGAUAAGAGAUGAGAUAGCAAGGAUGAGAGAUGAAAUCAGAGUAAAAGAUGGAGAGGAAAUUCAAAUGAAGACAGAAGUCACAAUUCUCCAGCAGAAGAAACCACCAGUCAAGCAGAAAGUGGUUAAGAAGGAAGUAGUUAAAGUAGAACAAGAUCCACAAAUGUUGAAAGCAUUAAGAACAUUUGAGACUGAGCUUUCUGAUGAGAGCAACAGGUGCAAGCUCCUCAAUGAUGAGAUAUUUCAGACAAGAAGCCAAAUUAAUGCACUUGAAAGAAUGAUCCCCAACAUUCAGCCUAAAAUCAUUACUAAAGAGGUGAAAAAGAUUGAACAAGACCCUGACCUUAUAACAGAAUCAACCAAGCUCAAAACAACCCUAGAGGAAGAGAAAACUGUAAACACAUCCUUGUCACGCGAACUGAUGGAGCUGCACAAUCGCUACAGAGAAGUUCAAAGCCUGAAGCCAAGAGUGGAGAUGAAAGAAAUUGUAAAUGAGAUCUAUCGGAUUGACCCAAAUACAGAGACAGAGAUUAUGCGUCUUCGCAAAGAAAUACAGGAUUCAAACAAACAACGUGCUGAUACUGAAAAGCAGAUCAGGCUAGUCAACACUGAUCUGAAUACCCUCCGUUCAGAGGAACCCAGGGUAGAACUCAAAGAAGUUCUCCAAGAAGUGGUGAAAGAAGAAAGAAGCCCUGAAAACGAGCGAGAGAUCCAAAGGCUAAAUGAUCAGGUGAACCGUCUAGACAGCCAGUGUACCUCCCUUGAAGACCAAGUCAGACACCUGCGAAAACAGAGAGAUGAAUGGAAGGCAGAAAAGUCAAGGAUAGAGACCCAACUGGUCAACAGAGAAGUAAUAAAGUAUGAGCCUGAUCCAUUGCUGGAGAAGGAAGCUGACCGUUUGCGAAAAAAUGUCCGGGAGGAAGCUCAGCUGAGGCGAAACACUGAGGAGAUGGUAUUUGACCUCCAAAACAAAUACCUCUUGUUGGAAAGACAGAAACCAGAAGAGAAGGUGGUGGUGCAGGAGGUUGUACGCCUUCAGAGGGACCCAAGGCAAGCACUGGAGCAUGACAGGCUUGGUAGACACCUAGAUGAAGAAGUGAUGGCUCGACGUCAGUUGGAUCUGGAGUUACAGCAACUAAGAACUAAGUUGGAAGACAAAGAACGCAUCAUAAGGGAGAGUGAUGAGCACCAAAAAAGGAUUCAAGCAGAAUCUGAACUUAGAGAGAUCAGACUACGCAUCACUCAACUGGAAAAUGCUCCACCUCCUGUUGAGGAGAGUAUAGUAGUUGAAGAAGUACUGAAGGUUGAAAGAGAUCCAAAACUGGAGAGGUUGACAAGUGGUGUACGGUCUGACAUGGACAAAGAAACCCAUGAUAUCCUGCGUCUCCAGAGGGAAAUCCGCAAUAUCACUGUCAAGCUUGAAAUUCUGCAGAAAGAAAAGUCAGGUGAAAGGACAGUAUACAAAGAGGUUGUUCGUGUGGAGAAAGACCAGGCUGUUGAAGCUGAGAGGGAUCGCCUGAGGGAGCAGGUGUCUCAGAACAAAUUUGCAAGACAAGACAUGGAGGAUGAAAUCAGACGCCUCAAUGACAAAAUCAAUAGUUUGAUGAACACCAAAUCUAACAACUCAAGAGAAGAGACAACUCUUAGUUUGAGAAAAGAGGCCCUGUUAAGGGAAAAGGAUGACCUCACCCGAGAACUCAGAACUCUUGAGACAAAGAAACACGACACCAGCCUUUCUUACCACCAACAGAGUCGACUGAUGAGUGAAAGAACACAGACGAGCAGGCAGAAAAGCCUUAAGAUGGAGUCCGAUGUCCAGCGAUUGGAGAGGCAGAUCUGGGAAGAGAAAGAUAAGAUUCAUCAACGAGACAGUGUAAUCCGUGAUAUCAUGGUGUACCUACAGCAAGAAGAACAAGCCGAGACAAGGACCAAAGAAACCAAUGUCUCUACAAAAAUCACAAUUUUGGAUCCAGAAACUGGCAAAGACAUGUCUCCCUAUGAUGCCUACCUUGGGGGCCUCAUUGACCGCCCACAGUACCUUCAUCUGCAGGAACUAGAAUGUGACUGGGAAGAGAUAACUUCCUCUGGCCCUGAUGGGGAAACAUCUGUUCUGCAGGAUCGUAAGAGUGGAAAGCAAUACCCUAUCAAAGAUGCUCUUAUUGAAGGAAGACUAACAGAGUAUGAUCUGCAACAGUACAAACAAGGCAAGCUUCCUAUCUCAGAGUUUGCCCUCCUUGUCGCAGGUGACAAAAACAAACAACCAAAACUCAACCCAUUCACCCAAAACCCGAAAUCUCCAUCCUUAGACCUUACCUCUGCUACCAAAACACAGCCAAUUGCUGGAAUAAUGGAUAAAAAUACAAACACGUGCUAUACAAUUCGCAAUGCCACCCUGCGCAAACUGAUUGACCCGACCACUGCCAAAAGGCUAUUGGAGGCUCAAGCAGCAACAGGUGGCAUCACUGACAUCAGCAACAAUCAGAGAUACAAAGUUAACAAGGCAACACAAAGAGGUCUCAUUGAUGACAGCCAAGUCCAGCAGCUGCUUAAUGCAGAGAAAGCUUUCACUGGAGUUGAAGACCCCGUGACCAAAGAGGUUUUGUCUGUGGGAGAAGCUGUUCAGAAGGACUGGAUACCAAAAGAUUCAGCAAUUCGAUACAUGGAGGCCCAGUACCUGACUGGGGGGCUAGUAGAUCCUAACAAUGGGACCAGAGUGAGCCUUUUAGAUGCCAUUGGAUCCAAAAUGAUUAACAAUGACAUCGCAAGGAAUCUCCAAACUGACACAGCCUAUGUCAAAGAUAUCACAGACCCUAUCACCCAGGAGAAGAUCAACUACAAACAAGCUCUGGAUCGCUGUAAGGAAGACCCAGAAACAGGCUUACCUAUGCUGCUUGCCUCCGUCAAAGAUUCCUCAAAAUAUGCACAUUUCUAGAAAUGUUUACUAUUUGAAGAUUUGUGUUCUGUGAAAUGUUGCAUAAAAGCUUCUAUGUUAAAAAAUAAAAGUGCAUGGGAAAGAUACAUUUUGAUGCAGGAUUAAUUUAAAAAUCCAUAUAUUUUGCCACAACAAAAUGAUUGCUGCUGAGUUGCAUUUGUUUACUAAAAGGUCUCUGCGGGUAUAUUUUUUUGUUUUAUUAUUUUUUUAUUCUAUUCUAUUAAAAAACAGAAACGUGGUCGUUCUUUGCUACUGUACUAGCUUGGGAUAUUGGGACAUGGUGCAAUGCUAUCAGCGGAGAUUGAAUGGAUUUCUAUGAUUCACUGACUCUGAUACUUUGUGAAGUAUUAAAUAUCAAUAAAAUUAAGUUAUGAUGGUUCAAAA
Fundulus heteroclitus (mummichog) is the source of this 6440-nucleotide messenger RNA. Its product is annotated as envoplakin. The coding region runs from base 141 to 6056 and encodes 1971 amino acids. The record is from RefSeq and is a predicted model, not a curated record. Gene Ontology annotation, biological process: intermediate filament cytoskeleton organization; wound healing. Lineage: Eukaryota; Metazoa; Chordata; Actinopteri; Cyprinodontiformes; Fundulidae. Gene Ontology annotation, cellular component: membrane; cytoplasm; cytoskeleton. The transcript is spliced from 22 exons. Gene Ontology annotation, molecular function: structural molecule activity; cadherin binding.